GCCAUCUCAUCCCUGCGCACUUGCACCGCAUUGCACCAGCUUCCCGAGCCCCUCUCCUCCCCUCCUCCACCUUUCCGUCCAGCUGUACUCCGUAGCCUCGUAGCAGUGGCCUCUCCUCUCCGCCUGAGGUGUGCGCAUUUACCUGGCCCACCGUCCACCAUCUCAACCGCGAAAGAGAACCCCCAGCCGAGACGACCCUGGCCGACCAGGGUAUCAACCAUCGCCAACCCCUGUUUUUGGUGCCCAUUGCUGCUCUUCUCCCUCCAAAACUCUCACUGGAGCUGUGCGUCACGCCGUCACCCUCUCGAGAAUUUGCACAAGCUCGAGAGCUACCUUGCCAGGACGAAGAGAGGAACACGGAAGAACAGAGCAAACACGACAAGCGGAGCGUCUCGCAUUCAGGCCCAGACCGUACUUAGACUACUCCAGUCCUCCACAACCUCGAGCCUCCUUCUUCUACCUUGCUCUACUCUCCGAAUUGCUGCUACGAAUAUCGACAGAGUACCGAAACAGUCUGUUUGUUCCACCACAACCCACGCAUGCCCAGACUUUUCCAACCCCAUUCCUGAGCUUCUUUUCGAGCUGCAUUGUCUCAUUCUCUGCCCAUUCCAUGCCAGUCUCGGUCUCAAGGAUAUACUUUGUCCACCCCCGCAUCCAGCCGCCUGGACUGCAACGGGUCUACCAACUUCUCACGGAUGCCUUACCGUUAGGUAG
Messenger RNA from Colletotrichum tamarilloi, 714 nucleotides. RefSeq lists its product as uncharacterized. The transcript is spliced from 2 exons. Lineage: Eukaryota; Fungi; Ascomycota; Sordariomycetes; Glomerellales; Glomerellaceae. The record is from RefSeq and is a predicted model, not a curated record. The annotation marks the transcript as partial.